AUGUGGUCCAUGUGCAUAAAUAGAAUCUAUUGUCCCACCAUGUUAUUUUUAAGGAUAACCUACACCAUCCCAUCACUAUACAACAUUCCAUCCAUGGAUGAAAACCACCUCCACCACCCCCUCCUCUCUUUGGCAACCCAUGCAAACACCACAACAACCACCUCCACCGCCACUGGCGUUGUGAGUCAAACACCAAACGACACCUCAUCCAACUUCGGUCUACCUAUACGCCUCCUUGUUGUCCUCUUAUUCGGGUUCAUAUCCAUAUGGGCAAACCAUGAGGCAUCAAAAGGAUUUCCGAUCACAGUCGUCAACAACAUCAAGGACACACCAGCAGGUGACAAGUUCACUCUCUUCUACAUCUCCAACGAUGAAGCUAUCCGGUUAGUUCAAAGUUCGUCUUCUUUUGCUGCCAAUGUUCUUUUUACUGGCACACCUGAGAAGAAGCUCAUUGACCAGGUUGAUGUCCAUUUAGUCAGCCAUAAUCUAACCAAUGUUGAUCAUACAGUUGCUGUCAAGUUUUUAGGGCAAAAGAGGAAGUUUGUACUUUCUAUAAACCCUAAUGUAAUGGACUUUGUUGAUUUUAAGUACAGGAUUAGAAAGGAAAUUCAGAGAGGUAUGGCAGAAAUAUUGCUUCUUAGUCAGCAAAUUAGAGCUCCAGAGACCUUGCUUGAUGGAAUGGUUGAAUAUGUAAGCGAUUUGGCCGGUUUUUCCGGUGGGUUUUCGGGUCCAAACCCGGUGUUUAAGUUGAGGGAUUUCAGUGAGAAGUGUUGGGAAGACAAGGAUCCAAGAAUAGUGGCUAAGUUUUUGGAAUUCUGUGUGAAAAAAAGUGAAGGAUUUGUUGGGAGAUUGAACCAGGAAAUUAAGAGAGAUGGUUGGUCUGAGAAAAUGAUGGGUGAAGUACUUGGAAAGCCAGCCAUACAUUUUUGUCUAGAGUUUCAUGAUUCCAUGAUUAAAGAAUGAGAAUUUCUUGACCUUCUUUUUUCAUUCAUUACUUUAUUAUUGUGGAGAAAUUAAGUUGAUCUCAAUGACUGGAUAAAUUUCCCAAUCAAAUGACAAUUUUGUAAAUAAAUGGCUAGAAAAUCAUAGAUAGUAUUCAAUCCGUUCCUAAAUAAGUAUCAUGUAUUAUAAAUCGGACAUUUUGUCAUGUUUUUAUUUUUGUACAUACACUUUUCUCACUUUUCCAUAAA
Molecule: messenger RNA, 1190 nt
Organism: Spinacia oleracea (spinach)
Lineage: Eukaryota; Viridiplantae; Streptophyta; Magnoliopsida; Caryophyllales; Amaranthaceae
Exons: 1
Coding region: 1-963 (320 amino acids)
Source: RefSeq, a predicted model, not a curated record